Messenger RNA from Chaetomium strumarium, 1380 nucleotides. Its product is annotated as mitochondrial carrier domain-containing protein. The transcript has a single exon. Gene Ontology annotation, cellular component: mitochondrion. The record is from RefSeq and is a predicted model, not a curated record. Gene Ontology annotation, molecular function: L-ornithine transmembrane transporter activity. NCBI's taxonomy places the organism in Eukaryota, Fungi, Ascomycota, Sordariomycetes, Sordariales, Chaetomiaceae. Gene Ontology annotation, biological process: mitochondrial L-ornithine transmembrane transport. The coding region runs from base 1 to 1380 and encodes 459 amino acids.
AUGCCCGACAACGCCCCGCUCCCGGACAAAGCCCCCAGCAGCAACGCCGCAACCGGCGCAUCGGCCGCGGGCGUGCGCGCGCUCACCUCCCAGGCCGUGGCCUUCUACUUCCGCGCGCCCGUCAAAGCCUUCUUCCGCACGCGCGUCGACUACCUGGCGUACGCGCGUGCGCUACAGGAGCGGGAGCGGGAGCGGGUGCUCGCUGCAUCCAUGUCUAGAGCAGGCCGAUGCGGAGGCGGAGGCGGCGGCGGCGGCCCAGGGGCGGCCUUCUCCAGCUGGCUGCGCACCCGCCUGCACGCCACUACCCCGGGCGUGCUAGCCGCCGCCGUCCGCCGCUACGGCUGGCACGUCAUCCCCGACCAGGUCCUACCGCCGCUGAUCGCCAACGUCGGGGUCGGCGCCGUGCUGUAUACGAGCUACCUGCAGGUGUUGGCGCGCUUGCAUCCCGACAGCGGGCGCGCCAGUAAGCGGGUGUAUCCGCCGCCGUCGCCGGGGGAGACCUUCGCCGCCGGGUUGGUGGCGGGGGCCAUUCAGAGCGUGGUUGCCGCGCCGCUGGAUGCGGUGCAGGCGAGAUGGGAUGUCGCGUCGGGGAGUGGGAACCCGAUGCGGGACGGGGUGCCCGUGGGACGGGAACGGCCGACGAGUAUGUGGGCUUUUAGCAGGGCCAAGCUAAAAGAGAUCGGGCUGAGGGGGAUCUUCGCCGGCUGGGGGCUGUCCUUUCUUAAGGAUAGCAUGGGCAGCGCCGUGUUCUUCAGCGUGUUUGAGUACCUCAAGGCGCAAGGGUACUAUGGCUUUGUGACGUGGUAUUACGGCGCGCUGAACGAGGAUGCCGUGGUGCUGCUGUCCCGGAAACGACCGGGGCCCGAGGACGGACGCCCGGGAAUGCGCCGGCAGGAGGACGAGGAGGAUGAUGGCCCCAGGAUGCCGACGAUCAUUCGUCCGCACUACGCCAUUGAGCCUGCCUUUCUGCUGCUUGCUGGUAUGGGCGCCUCGGUUGCGCAGCAGGUCGUGCUGCAUCCCCUGUCCCAUGUUCAGUCCGAGCACUGGGAGCGGCUGGAGGGACUGGACGCCAAGGCACGGAAGCUCAAGGGAGAAGCUAUGUCCGUGGACAGGCCGUCCAACUCGACACCCAAGUGGCGCAUGUUCAGGGCGUAUCGUGACGCAUACAAGACCACUUGGGCAGAGUGUGCUGCCGAAGCUCAAGCGGCCGGCCUCAGCAUGCGCCAGUGGUUGUAUCGCGGCUUUUGGUGGAAUACAAUCCGCCAAGUGCCCAGCACGAGCGCGGGAUUAAUCAUCUUUGAGUUGGUCAGGAGAAAGUAUGGUCUUGGCGGCGACCAGGUCCGGAUCAAUAGGGAUGGGUACGAUAUCCUUUUGGGUUAG